ACAGUUUCCUUGAACCAAAUCAUUAAACAGGCGUCCACUUUACCCACUGUACAGCCCUCUUCUCAUACUUGCGUUUUAGAGAGAGAAAGAGUGAGUUGGCAUUUUAGAGAGAGAGAGAGAGCAAACCUCUGCAAAGUGGAAAAUCAGCAUUUGAGAGUGAGAGAGAGCGAGGUUCUGAAAAAGUUUUCUUCAACCUCUGGACAUUCCGACUGUAGAGAGAGAAGUCCUCUCAUCAAGGUUCCCUUGAUCUCAAAAUUCUAACAUUAGAGAGAGAGAGAGAGAGAGAGAGAGAGAGAGAGAGAGAGAGAGAGAGAGAGAGAGAGAGAGGAGGGAGUAAUCGUCUGAGAUUUGGGGUUUGCCGCAUGAUUGGAGCCAAACCCUCAGCCCAGGUCUUUCUCUUACCGAAAGCCCUCCCUUUUCGAUACCAUAAAUCCAUGGCCUGCAUCAAUCUGAGCAACCGUAAAAGCUCUGGGCCUUCACAUGUAUCACUAUUUUCAGGCUUUAGAAAGUGGAAGUUGUUACAAAAGAUCAACCUUUUCUCGAGAGUUAAGAGAAACUCUGCUUCGUCAAAUGAGCAGCCAGUUAAAGGUCGGGAACAUGAGGUUGAAUCAGUAGAAGGAGGAGAAGAUAUGUGGGAUUCAGCCUCUGCUGCAGUUAAAUUUCCUGAGCAUCUCAUAAUCAUGGUCAAUGGAAUUGUUGGGAGUGCAGAGGAUUGGAAAUUUGCUGCAAAUCAGUUUGUGAAGAGGCUCCCAGAUAAAGUUAUGGUGCAUCGCAGUGAAUGCAAUUAUGCAACAUUGACCUUUGAUGGUGUUGACAGGAUGGGUGAGAGGCUUGCUGAUGAGGUAGUAUUAGUGGUUAAACAUAGACCUGGGGUUCAAAAAAUCUCCUUUGUGGCUCACUCAUUAGGUGGCUUGAUAGCAAGGUACGCAAUUGGAAGGCUUUAUGAACCCUGUCCUGAUACGCAGCUGUCAGAUGCCACUAGUAAUUCUUCAAAUGACAAACAUCUGGAGAAACCCUGCGAAGGUAGAAUUGCUGGAUUGGAGCCCAUGAACUUUAUAACAUUUGCAAGCCCUCAUUUGGGUUCGAGGGGGAACAAACAGCUCCCUUUCCUUUGUGGGCUCCCAUUUUUGGAGAGUAGAGCAUCACAAACGGCACAUUGGAUUGCCGGGAGGACGGGAAAACAUCUUUUCCUCACAGACAAUGAUGAUGGAAAGCCUCCACUUCUCCUUCGAAUGGUGGAUGACUAUGAUGGCCUGAAUUUCAUGUCAGCUUUACGAUCUUUUAAGCGACGUGUUGCCUAUGCAAAUGCGAACUAUGACCACAUGGUCGGAUGGAGAACAUCUUCGAUACGUCGCCAACAUGAGUUACCAAAGAACCAACUUCUCUCAAAAGAUGAAAAAUAUCCACAUGUUGUAUAUGUAGAGAGAGGUAAUCCUCCGAGCAUGCAUCAACAGGAGAGUUUGCAGAUUAAAAACAAAACCAUAGACUUGGAAGAAGUGAUGAUUAGAGGUCUCACUCAAGUACCUUGGGAACGAGUGGAUGUUAGUUUUCAUAGAAGUAAACAAAAAUAUAUUGCACACAGUACCAUUCAGGUGAAGACCUAUUGGUUGAAUUCAGAUGGAGCUGAUGUUGUUUUUCACAUGAUAGAUGACUUUGUUAUCUAGUACAAUUCUUGUUUGUAUUAUCAUGUAUUCUUCAUGAUUUCAUGUUUGUAAAUCCCCAAUUUACUGAAAUCUUAAUGCUUGAGUGUAUCUGGUUACAUGUAUCUUAAGGGCUUUCUUGAUUAAGUUGGCAUUGGAUUAGAUAAAACAUCAUGUGCGGCAAUACUGUGACAAUUUUGGUAUUAUUCCAUUAAUGGAUAUGAAACAUGACCCAUCUGCAUGAGCAGUUGUUUUGUCA
Amborella trichopoda is the source of this 1899-nucleotide messenger RNA. NCBI's taxonomy places the organism in Eukaryota, Viridiplantae, Streptophyta, Magnoliopsida, Amborellales, Amborellaceae. The record is from RefSeq and is a predicted model, not a curated record.